Messenger RNA from Arachis stenosperma, 2472 nucleotides. RefSeq names its product pentatricopeptide repeat-containing protein At1g62930, chloroplastic-like. Lineage: Eukaryota; Viridiplantae; Streptophyta; Magnoliopsida; Fabales; Fabaceae. The transcript has a single exon. The record is from RefSeq and is a predicted model, not a curated record. The coding region runs from base 84 to 1754 and encodes 556 amino acids. Gene Ontology annotation, molecular function: protein binding.
GGUACCUGUACCCUUACUCGGGUGGAAGCACUCUUCAUUCUUCAACUCAGCGUAUUCCAUUUUACCAUACUCCUAUUGCAAGAAUGGUGUCAAUGUUAAGGUAUCGUCUUCAAAUCCCAAAGCUCUCUCCUUAUUGUGUUCCCCACUCCGCUCUCCGUCUUUACUUCCCUUCAACUUCAUCCCUACACUCUCACUCUCACUCUCCCUCUCAGCCCCAAUCGCUUGAUGAAGCUGUUGAUUCCUUCACUCGCAUGCUUUCUAAGCGUCCCCCUCCAUCCAUCAUUCAAUUCACCAAGAUUUUGGGAUCUCUUGCCAAGACCAACCAUUUCCCCACCGCCAUUUCCCUUUUUCAGCAAUUGCAAGCCAGGGGAAUCGCUCCCAACUUAUUUACUUUGAAUAUAUUAAUCAAUUGUUGCUGCGGCAUGGGUCGGAUCACUCUCGCUUUCUCUGUAUUCGCCAAGAUUCUCAAGAUGAGUUUUCAGCCUGAUACCAUAACAUUGACUACACUCAUUAAAGGUCUAUUUCUCUGUGGUAAGGUUGAAAAAGCACUCCACCUUCACGACACAAUGCUGGCUCAGGGAUUUCAGUUUAAUCAAGUCACUUAUGCGACGUUGAUCAAUGGGCUCUGUAAGACCGGACACACAUCAGCUGCUAUUCAGGUGCUGAGAAAUAUCCCACGGCAUGGGAUUGUUCCCACUGUCUUCAUGUACAACCCAAUUAUUGAUAGCCUCUGCAAGGUUGCACUUGUAAGUGAUGCUUUUCGUUUAUACUCUGAAAUGCUUGCUAAGGGAAUUUCUCCCAAUGUUAUCACAUACAGUUCUCUCAUUUUUGGAUUGUGUCUUGUGGGUCAAUUUAAGGAAGUCAUUGAUUUGCUAAGUGAUAUGGUGCUUAAAAACAUUACUCCUAAUGUUUAUACCUAUACUACUUUGAUUGAUGGCCUAUGCAAGGAAGGAAAGAUCAAAGAUGCUAAGAGUGUAUUGGCUGUAAUGGCGAAAUCUGGUGUGAAACCAGAUGUGGUUACUUAUAACAGCUUAAUGGAUGGAUAUUGUUUGGUUAAUCAGGUAAAUAAGGCAAAAUAUAUAUUCAACACAAUGCCCCUAAGUAGAGUGUCACUUGAUGUUCUAAGUUACAAUAUCAUGAUUAAUGGCUUGUGCAAAAGUAAAAUGGUCGACGAAGCCUUGAAUCUCUUUGAAGAAAUGCCUCGUAAGUACUUGGUUCCAAACACAGUAACUUACACCACUAUUAUUGAUGGCUUGAGCAAAUCAAAAAGGAUCUGUUGUGCUGUUGAGCUUUUUGAAAAGAUGCUUGAUAGAGGUCAACCUGCUGACAUAGUCACUUACAAUUCCUUGUUGGAUGGGAUGUUUAGUACCAAACAACUUGACAAGGCACUUAUGUUAUUCAAUCGAAUGAAAGAGAGUUGCAUUGAUCCAGAUAUAUAUACAUACAACAUACUUAUAGAUGGCCUGUGCAAAAGUGGAAGAUUUAAAAAUGCAAAAGAGUUUUUUCAAGAUCUUUCCAUUAAAGGCUAUCAUCUGAACACAAGGACAUACAAUAUUAUGAUAAACGGGCUCUGCAACGAGGGCCUACUUGAUGAAGCAUUGGCUUUAAUGUCUGAAAUGGAAGACCAUGGUUGCUCUCCGGAUGCUGUAACUUAUGAAACAACUAUUCGUGCUCUGUUGGGAAAGAGUGAAAAUGAUCAAGCGCUGAAACAUCUUCGUGAAAUGAUUGCUAGAGGCUUAUUGAAAAGGCAAUAGGAGAAAUAAAUCAACUCAAAUUAAUAAAUUUUCUGUUGUUGUGGAAAUUUGUACAGAACUUGGUAAAUUUUAUACCUAUUGAUUUGGAGGAUUUGGGAAAUGCCAUGAACUCACUAUCACCUUGAUUUUGGUUAUCUCACUAUUAUUGAAUUAAUUUCACACUUGUGUUAUCGGCUGAUUUUUUAGUCUCUGUUACCAAUUACCAUGGCUAUCUAGUUUUUUUUAAUAACGGGUGACAUCAAUAUACAGAUGACGUAGGGUGUGCAGUGUGUGAGAUAAGCAGUUUAGCGAGGAUAUGCUCAUUUGGAUAUAACUUUGGAGAUUAUUCCUUCGCUAUCAUACAUUAUGUUUAUCUCCAAAUAUGAACAUAUACUCUACAAUCAUCUAAUCAAUUUGGCACCAAUCAUUUUGCUUCUCGCAUGGACUAAAUUUCAUAUUUCUACCUUGUAGUCCCUUUUUGAUUUCGUAGACAUUCAUGGAGCAGUGAAGUCUGGCACCUAUAGAGUGGUGAGUGUUUCUUUUUCUAUAUUUUCAUUCACUUAUUUAUGCCAUGGGUUUUGACAAUUUUGUCACUAAAGUUGUUCUCUUUGGUCAGCUGUGGUGUUUCAUAUAAAAAUUGAUUAUGUUGUGCUUUUAUUACCAUGAGUUUUAUGAAGGGUGUCUAUAUUAAUUCUUAACUGGAUAUGUUCUAACUGACUUGAAUGAACCUCAAUUUUUU